This is a messenger RNA of Panicum virgatum (switchgrass), 4065 nucleotides long. RefSeq names its product putative pentatricopeptide repeat-containing protein At3g15130. The transcript is spliced from 8 exons. Gene Ontology annotation, biological process: RNA modification; protein phosphorylation. The record is from RefSeq and is a predicted model, not a curated record. NCBI's taxonomy places the organism in Eukaryota, Viridiplantae, Streptophyta, Magnoliopsida, Poales, Poaceae. The coding region runs from base 1820 to 3874 and encodes 684 amino acids. Gene Ontology annotation, molecular function: protein kinase activity; RNA binding; protein binding.
CCAGGUUCUCAGUAACCUUGUCAAGAAUAGCUUGCUUAAAGGAGUUUUAAGUAUCAUCGCCCAUAUUAUAUAUAUAUGAGGCGGCUAUUAAUAUUACGCUACGGUUAGUUGCUACGAAGAUGCUGCUAGUAUAUAUAGAAUGUUUUUACAAAACAUGGAGCGAUAUGGGGUGUUUGACUUGCCUAUAUAAUCUUUUUUUUGCCCGAUGUGUGUUUCUGUUGCUCCCAAAAUACAGUAGUACGCAUACAGCAUGAAAGGGCAAACAAAGACAUACCCAUGUAUAUAAGAUGGCUUGCAAGCAGCAUAAAUAGUGUUGUCUACUUGUUUCCCAUUUCUACAUGAAAAAAUAUUUGUUUCGAUUGUUUUGCAUGAUGAACCAUAUGGUUCCUGGAUCUUCGACUAGCAUUCUUGGCAAAUUUCUUUCCAUUUCCCUUUCAAAAAAAAUCCUUCUAUUUCUAAAACUGGAAGUGAAGAGAUUUUUAUUUCAUGAUGAGUCAUUUGCAUUCUUGGGUUUGGCCUGGUUGGCGUUUGCUCUUCUACCACACUUGGAUUGGCCACGCUCUCCUUCCUUCGCGUGCUUUCGCGAUGGCGACCACCGACACGACGACGACGGAGGCGCCGGCGACGGUGGGCGGCUAUGAGCUACUGGAGCGCCUGGGCGGGCGCCCGCCGUCCACGGUCGUGUGGCGCGCGGUCUCACGCUCCACCGGUGCGCCCGUGGCCGUGAAGCAGGUGCGGCUCGCCGGCCUCCCCGCCCGCCUCCGCGACAGCCUCGACUGCGAGGUCCGCUUCCUCGCCGCCGUCAGCCACCCCAACAUCAUCCGCCUCAUCGAUGUCAUCCAGACGCAGAGCUGCCUGUACCUCGUCCUGGAGCUGUGCGAGGGAGGGGACCUGGCGGCCUUCAUCCGGCGCAACGGGAGGGUAGACGAGCGCGUGGCCAGGAAUUUCAUGAAACAAAUUGGAGCUGGCUUACAAGUGCUGCGCCGGCACCAUGUCGUCCACCGGGACUUGAAACCUCAGAAUAUCCUACUGUCUUCUCCGAGCAGCGAUGCAGUCCUUAAGAUAUCUGAUUUUGGCCUUGCAAGGGUUCUUCGUCCUGGGGAGUAUGCAGACACAGCUUGUGGCUCUUGUUUGUACAUGGCCCCAGAAGUGAUGCUGUUUCAAAAGUACGAUGACAAGGUAGACAUGUGGAGUAUCGGCGCGAUCCUGUUUGAGCUCUUGAACGGCUAUCCCCCAUUCGAAGGCAGAAGUAAUGUGCAGCUACUUCAAUGCAUAAACAGAAGCGCAUCUCUUCCGUUCUCCAAACCUCUGCUGUCCAGCUUGCGUCCCGAUUCUGUUGAAAUGUGCACGAGACUACUCUGCGCAAAUCCAGUGAGGAGGCUGUCCUUCCAAGAAUUCUUGGACCACAGCUUCUUCAGAGUAUGAAUGCCAGCCACGCUGAGAAAUGGACGGGAGUUGAGAACCAUGUGAUGCUGUACUCCUACUGUUUGGUCUUCUGUUGUACUACUUGACGCGGGUGUUGAUCUGACUGUAAAGCUUCAGAGAGCUUGUUUCCUCGGGAUUAUGUACACAGAAUGUGAAUGUGUGCAUUGUGGUCAUCUGUAUCUGUUCUCUCCCAUUUUUUGAUCGAGGAGCCCAUCAACAUCUGAAGAUCUCCCUGGUGAAGACCAUGUUGCCUGUUGAAGAAGCCUUGUCCGCUCCGCAAUAACCAGGCAGAGCCCAGGAAAGGAGCCCCUCCUUGAUCCAGUAACCUGGCCUGACUGAAACCCAGCCAGCAGAGGCGAGCUGUUUGCCGUGGCAUUUGGCGCGCAUCCCACAAAUGGAGCGGCGGAAGAUGAUCGCCGAUCUCCUCAGGGCAAGCGCCAAAAGCUCGGCCCUCCGCGGCGGCGUCCAGCUGCACGCCGCCCUAACGAAGCUGGGGUUCGGGUCGGACACCAUGCUCAGCAACAACCUGAUCGACAUGUACGCCAAGUGCGGGAAGCUGGCCAUGGCAGCCGAGGUGUUCGACGGAAUGCCCGGGAGGAACGUGGUCUCCUGGACUGCCCUCAUGGUGGGCUUCCUGCAGCAAGGGGAGGCCAGGGAGUGCCUCAGGCUGCUCGGCGAGAUGCGGGCCUCCUCCGAGGCCGCGCCGAAUGAGUACACGCUCUCGGCGAGCCUCAAGGCCUGCGGCGUUGCCGGCGACACGAGCGCCGGUGUCCGGAUCCAUGGAGUCUGCGUCAGGACGGGGUACCAGGAGCACCACGUCGUCGCCAACUCGCUGGUGCUUAUGUACUCCAAGGGUGGCAGGAUCGGCGACGCACGGCGAGUGUUCGACGGAACCGCCUUCAGGAACCUCAUCACCUGGAACGCCAUGAUCUCCGGGUACGCGCACGCCGGCCGUGGCAGGGACGCGCUGCUCGUGUUCCGGGAGAUGCAGUACGGGAGGGAGGAGGAGGCUGACGAGUUCACCUUUGCCAGCUUGCUGAAAGCUUGCAGCGGCCUUGGCGCUGCGCGCCAGGGCGCGCAGGUUCAUGCGGCCAUGACGGCUAGAGGGUUCUCCGCGGCCUCCAAUGCCAUCCUCGCCGGCGCGCUGGUGGACCUGUACGCCAAAUGCCGGUGCCUGCCGGUGGCAAUGCAGGUGUUCGAGAGCUUGGAGAGGAAGAACGCCAUCCAGUGGACGGCGGUGGUCGUCGGCCACGCGCAGGAGGGGCAGGUGAGGGAAGCAAUGGAGCUGUUCCGGCGGUUCUGGAGCUCCGGCGUCCGAGCUGACGCCCAUCUUCUGUCCGGUGUGGUGGGCGUGCUGGCGGAUUUUGCGCUGGUGGAGCAGGGCAGGCAAGUUCACUGCUACACUGUCAAGAACCCGGGCGGGCUGGACGUGUCACUGGGCAACUCCAUGGUCGACAUGUACCUCAAGUGCGGGCUGGUGGACGAGGCGCAACGGCUGUUCCACGAGAUGCCGGCGAGGAACGUCGUCUCGUGGACGGCGAUGAUCAAUGGCCUCGGGAAGCAUGGACUCGGCCGUGAAGCCAUCGGCAUGUUCCAACAGAUGCGAGCAGAUGGCGUGGAGCCUGACGAGGUGGCCUACCUGGCGUUGCUGUCGGCGUGCAGCCACGCCGGCCUUGUCGAGGAGUGCCGGUUCUACUUCUCAAGGAUCCUGCAGGAACGCAGGAAAGCAGAGCACUAUGCGUGCAUGGUCGACCUCCUCGGCCGCGCAGGAGAGCUCAGGGAGGCAAGGGACCUCAUCCUGACGAUGCCCGUGGCGCCGACCGUCGGCAUAUGGCAGACGCUCCUGAGCGCGUGCAGGGUGCACAAGGACGUCGCCGUGGGCCGGGAGGCAGGCGACGUCCUCCUCGCCAUCGACGGCGACAACCCAGUGAACUACGUCAUGCUGUCCAACAUCUUGGCGGAGGCCGGCGACUGGCGUGCGUGCCACAAGGUGAGAGACGCCAUGAGGCGCAAGGGGCUCAGGAAGCAGGGCGGGUGCAGCUGGGUGGAGCUCGACAAGGAGGUGCACUUCUUCUACGGCGGCGGCGACGACACGCACCCGGAGGCCAGCGACAUCCGCCGCGUCCUGAGGGACGUCGAGAGGAGGAUGCGGGAGCAGCUGGGGUACAGCGCCGACGCGCAGUUGGCGCUGCACGACGUCGACGAGGAGUCGCGUGUAGAGAGCCUGCGGGUGCACAGCGAGCGGCUCGCCGUCGGGCUGUGGCUUCUGCGCAACAGCGACGGACAGGACAAGGUGAUCAGGGUGUACAAGAACCUGCGGGUGUGCGGAGACUGCCAUGACUUCUUCAAGGGCUUGUCGGCUGUCCUCAAGAGGGUGUUGGUGGUAAGAGACGCCAACAGGUUCCAUCGGUUCGAGCAGGGCGCGUGCUCCUGUAGGGACUACUGGUGACUCGACAGCACUGCGCCCGCCCAAAUCUGACAUUGUAUUCCCUUUCUCUAGUUCUAUUUUGAUCUGAUCAGCGGCAACCAGAUGUUCAGUUAUUGGGCAAUAUCCAGCCUCAUUUCCCGGCUGGCAUGAUGGGAACUAUCCCCAUUUAUUGGACGAACAGUCAUAUACCAUACAUCAUGGACAACAAGCAA